AUGUCGUCCAUAGUUGAUGAAAUAACUCUCGAGAGUGCAACUAAUUUCAGAGGACGAAUAGCCUUGGCUGCUUUGACGGGUCGAAAAUUACAUUUAAAAAAUGUCCACGCUGAUGACAACAUUUCUCCAGGUUUGCGGCCGCACGAGGCUGCUAUUUUAAAGUUACUGCAACUCGUUUCAGAAGACAUUGAAAUCAAAGUCUCAGCCAACAACACAAACGUCAUUAUAAAUCCUGGAUUAUUACUAGGUUGCAAAGACAAGCUAGUUUUUGAGUGUCCCACUACUCGAGGAAUUUCUUACUAUUUAGAAUUUCUAUGUAUGAUAUGCUACUUUUUCAGUUUUCCGUUGAACAUCAAGCUUAUGGGGGUGACAAACCACACGUUAGACCCGUCGGUGAACAGUUUUUUUAUAGCUAUCUCUAGCUUUCAAAAACGCGUUAAUCUCCCGGUUUUGUCUGUGAAUGUCGAGGCUCGUGGCUUACUUCCAGACGGCGGAGGUUCAGUAACUGUCACCUCCCCAGUUGUCAAAAAGAUUGAGCCUUUUACCAUUUUAAACACAGGAAAAAUAUACAAACUUCGUGGUUCUGCCUUCUCAUGCCAUGUUACAAAAAACUUUGUCGUGCGAAUGAUCUCGCAAAUUAGAGAAAUAUUCAACCACGUUUUGAGCGACGUAUAUAUAUAUGAAGAUGUAUGCGGAAAAGAAAAAGCAGGAAAGUCAACUGGAUUUGGUGUUGAACUCGUUGCGGAAACUUUCUUGGGCACAAUUAUAACUAGGAUUCUGCUUUUGGAGCAAUAA
Messenger RNA from Dermatophagoides pteronyssinus (European house dust mite), 795 nucleotides. RefSeq names its product probable RNA 3'-terminal phosphate cyclase-like protein. The record is from RefSeq and is a predicted model, not a curated record. NCBI's taxonomy places the organism in Eukaryota, Metazoa, Arthropoda, Arachnida, Sarcoptiformes, Pyroglyphidae.